AUGGCACCUCCAUCGCUUCUAGCGCUCGACCGCGCAAGAGAGCUCCAAGCUCCUCCACCACGAGGCGCGCCAUACAGUGUACCGCUCCCUGGCACAGCUACUCAAGGGCGAAGCGCCGUGUACCGGAACUGGAGGUUCCAGGAUGAGCUGCUCCAGACGCUGGACCCGUCAAUCACCACUAUGCAUGACGCUUUUGAGCAGAGUGCCAAGCGUGUUCCCACCAACCGCUGUCUCGGCCACAGACCGUACGACCCGGUGACGAAGACCUUUGGCCAAUAUGUGUGGCAGGACUACCAGACAGUGCAGAGGCGGAGGGCCAACUUUGGUGUCGGGCUUGUGCAGCUACAUAAGGAGGCUGGCGUGACGGAGAAGACGUACGGUGUUGGGCUAUACUGCAACAACAGGCCGGAAUGGCAGAUUAUGGACCUGGCAUGCAUGUCUCAAGGUCUAUAUUCCGUCUCCAUCUACGACACCCUAGGCCCCGAAGCAACUGAGUACAUCAUCAAUCACGCCAACCUCGCCUGCGUGGCCACCUCACUCAAUCACAUCCCCUCCCUCCUGAAGCUCAAGCCGCGGCUACCUUCGCUCAAACUCAUCAUCUCCCUCGAUCCACUCAGUGAAGGCGAACAGUCCGGCUACUCCAAGGCUGAAAUCCUAAACGCCCUGGCCAGCGAUCUCGGUGUCAAGAUAUACUCCAUCGAAGACGUCGAGACCUUAGGAGGUAUGACACAUCAGCCAUACAAUCCUCCGCGGCCCGACGACAUCAUUACGAUCAACUACACCUCCGGCACGACCGGCAACCCCAAGGGCGUGGUUCUCACGCACGCCAACGCCGUUGCAGCCGCCAGCUCAUCUCUCAUAGUUGCGCGGCAGGCCACCGACGACGUCAUCUGCUCCUUCCUCCCCCUCGCGCACAUCUACCAGCGUGUCGGCGAGCACAGCGCGCUCUGGUCCGGCGCAGCGAUCGGCUACUUCCACGGCAACAUUGCGGAGCUCGUCGACGAUCUGAAGCUCGUGCGGCCAACCACCUUCUCCGGCGUGCCGCGCCUGUACAACCGCUUCGGCGGCGCGAUCAAGGCCGCCACAGUCAACCAGCCUGGCGUGAAAGGCGCGCUGUCCCGUCACGUCGUUAGUACGAAGCUGGCCGCGAUAAACGAUCCCGUCGCGCCGUCAAACACACAUGCCAUCUGGGAUCGCCUAUGGAGCAAAAAGGUCGUCGCGGCUUUCGGCCUCGAUCGCUGCAGAACCAUGGUCUCGGGCUCCGCACCUAUCGAUCCCUCCCUCCACCAGUUCCUGCGUGUCGUCUUCGCCAACCACUUCCUCCAGGGCUACGGCCUAACCGAGACAUACGCCGUCAGCCUCGCGCAGCUCGAAGGCGACUUUUCAGCCGGCAACUGCGGCGCCGUGGCCCAAACUACGGAGGUCUGCCUGCAGGACGUCCCCGACAUGGAAUACCUAUCAACCGACAAGCCGUUCCCGCGGGGCGAGCUGCUGAUCCGCAGCAGCACGCGCUUCAGGGAGUAUUUCAAGAACGAGGCGGAGACGACCAAGGCGAUCGAUGCGGACGGGUGGUUCCGCUCCGGCGAUAUCUGUACCGUGGAUGAGCUGGGUCGCUUCAGAAUCAUCGAUCGCGUUAAGAACGUGCUGAAGCUCGCGCAGGGAGAGUACAUCUCCCCCGAGCGCAUCGAGAACGUGUAUCUUGCGAAUUGUGGUCAGCUGGCGACCGCGUAUGUGCAUGGAGAUUCGCAUCAGAGCUUCCUGGUGGGCAUCUUUGGCGUCGCGCCGGACCAGUUCGCGCCGUGGGCGAGCAAGGUGUUGGGAAGGAGCGUGGAUAUGACGGAUUUGAAGGCGGUGACGGAGGCGGCGGAAGACCCGAAGGUAAGGAAGGCGCUGGUGAAAGAGCUCGAGAAGAUUGGGCGGAAGAACAAGUUUAAUUCCUACGAGAGGGUCAAGGCGGUCAGGCUGUUUGUGGAGCCGUUUACGAUUGAGAACGAGCUUUUGACACCGACGUAA
This is a messenger RNA of Coniosporium apollinis CBS 100218, 2013 nucleotides long. RefSeq lists its product as uncharacterized. Lineage: Eukaryota; Fungi; Ascomycota; Dothideomycetes. Gene Ontology annotation, molecular function: long-chain fatty acid-CoA ligase activity. The coding region runs from base 1 to 2013 and encodes 670 amino acids. Gene Ontology annotation, cellular component: membrane; endoplasmic reticulum. The transcript is spliced from 2 exons. The record is from RefSeq and is a predicted model, not a curated record. Gene Ontology annotation, biological process: long-chain fatty acid metabolic process.